CAUUCACGGUGCUGUCUGACUGCACACUGAAGUCAGAUCUGUGAGCGGAAACGGAAACUAGAGCAACCCGUACGACGCUUCGCGCGUUUGUCCAAGUUGUUGGCGCCAACGACACAAUUCAUUGAGUACUGUCAAAGGCAGGAGCACAUCAGUGAAGCAGUUCUUAUUUCAGUGAAGUUGUCUUUUUGUCUCUAAGUUAGCUCCUCACAGACAUGACGAAGCUCACAGAGGGUGCGAUAGAGGCUCUAUCAAAUGGCACCGGUGGCAAUGACGCAGUGCUUCAGUUGGCGAACAUUCGCAGAAUUGAGGGAGGAAAUGGCCCAGCUCGCUUUCGGGUGAUGAUGAGUGAUGGACGACACACUCUGUCCUCCUUCAUGCUCUCGACUCAGCUGAACCACAUGGCUGAAGAGAACAAACUGGCACCAAACUGCAUCUGCGUACUCAAGAGGCACGUGACUAAUAUACUGAAGGAUGGACGACGGGUUGUAAUCAUUUUGGAAAUUGAUGUCAUCAAGCCUGCUGAAGAUGUACCUGGAAGAAUAGGUGACCCUAUUCCUUACACUGAAGGUCAGAGCAAAGGGCCACAGUCGGUGCCAAACCCUGAAGUCCGCCCACCACUACAGCCACAAAACCGAAAUGAAGUGAACAGAGGUUUCAGUAAAGACUUUGGGAAAAAGGCCCCAUCUGCUAUGCCCAGUACUCCAGGGGGAAGCUCCAAAGUUGUGCCCAUCGCCAGCCUGAAUCCCUACCAGUCCAAGUGGACCAUCCGCGCUCGUGUAACCAACAAGAGCAGCAUCCGCACAUGGAGCAACUCUCGUGGUGACGGCAAACUCUUCUCCAUGGAGAUUGUGGAUGAGAGUGGAGAGAUUCGAGUGACUGGUUUCAACCAAGAGGUGGACAAGUUCUUCAGCCUUAUUGAAGUUGGCAAGGUCUACUAUGUUUCCAAGUGCUCCCUGAAGAUCGCCAACAAGCAGUACACAUCAGUGAAGAAUGACUAUGAGAUGACACUCAAUGGAGAGUCCACUGUCAUUCCCUGUGAGGACAGCUCUGAUGUUCCCAUGGUGCAGUGUGACUUUGUCUCUAUCAGUGACCUGGAAAGCAGAGACAAAGAUGCCAUUGUUGAUGUGAUUGGAAUAUGUAAGGGUGUGGACGAAAUGACGCGCCUCACUACAAAGUCCAACAGAGAAGUGUCCAAGAGGACACUCAGCCUGAUGGACAUGUCUGGGAAGGUGGUGACUGUGACGCUUUGGGGAGAGGAAGCAGAAAAGUUCGAUGGUGCUGGACAGCCCAUCAUAGCUAUCAAGGGGGCGAAGCUUUCAGACUUUGGAGGCCGAUCCCUCUCUGCAUCCUUCAGCAGCACCCUGUUGAUCAACCCAGACAUUCCUGAGGCGUAUAAGCUCAGAGGCUGGUAUGACAAGGAGGGUCACGCCAUGGAAGGACAAUCUCUGACAGAGAUGAAAGGCGGCAGUGGGGGAGGAAACACCAACUGGAAGACGCUGUCUGACGUUAAGACAGAGCACCUGGGACACGGAGACAAGGCAGACUACUACACCUGCAUUGCUACCAUAGUGUUCCUGCGCAAGGAAAACUGCCUUUACCAGGCAUGUCCCAGCCAAGACUGCAACAAAAAGGUGGUAGACCAACAGAAUGGCAUGUUCCGCUGUGAGAAGUGCGACAAAGAGUUCCCCAACUUUAAGUACCGCCUCAUCCUUUCUGCCAACAUUGCAGAUUAUGGAGACAACCAGUGGGUGACUUGCUUCCAGGAGAGUGCAGAGGCCAUCCUGGGCCAGAAUGCAGCUUACCUGGGGCAGCUCAAGGAUUCGAACGAAGCUGCCUUUGACGAGGUCUUCCAGCAAGCAAACUUCAACACUUUUGUCUUCCGCAGCAGGGUGAAGCUAGAAACAUAUAAUGAUGAGUCCAGGAUCAAGGCCACAGUGAUGGAUGUGAAGCCUGUCGACCAUAAGGACUACAGCAAGAGGUUGAUCAUGAACAUAAGGAAACUGGCUGCCCAGUAGAAACUUAUGAUUUAUGCUGUGUUUUCUGUACAGCCAACAAACAGCUCUACACAUAUGACAAGGUUACGUGCUUAUAAAGCAAAUGUGUUUAUCGUCUUGGGUUUUUUUUUGUUUGUUUGUUUGUUUAUUACCUCCCUGUGAAUCCUAGAUGUACUAGUGAUUGAUCGAAAUAAUGACUGCUUUCCUUCUUUUUUGUUUGGGGGAGGAAGAACAGAGUGUGGGGGUCAAUAAGCCACACACAAAGAAAUCACUUUGUCAAAAGUCAGCCAGUUGUCCCUGCAUGUACUGGGCUCAUGUGAGGGUGUUGGCUGCUUUAAGCUGAAGACCAGCACAGAACCCAGCACUCUUUUUCAGUUUCUGAUUUUCACUCAGAAUGGCUGAGCUGGACCUGCACAUCCCUGAUAAGACCGCUUGCUGUCCCUGGAUUUUUUUUUUUUCCUCCCUUGCACUUGCAAACAUAAGCACAUAUACACAGUGCAGACCUAAUGGGAAAUGCAUUCAAUCUAAGUAGAUACAAGGUGCUGCCCAUAUUCUCAGCACCUGUAAGCGUUUUGUGUGUUCUGUAGUCAAGUUUAUUUGUGAUAAUUAACUCUGAGAAUAAAGAUUAUUUGUAAUCGA
Scatophagus argus is the source of this 2633-nucleotide messenger RNA. It is a transcript of the gene rpa1, whose product is annotated as replication protein A1. Bases 213 to 2015 code for a protein of 600 amino acids. The record is from RefSeq and is a predicted model, not a curated record. Gene Ontology annotation, cellular component: DNA replication factor A complex; nucleus. Gene Ontology annotation, molecular function: single-stranded telomeric DNA binding; damaged DNA binding. Gene Ontology annotation, biological process: nucleotide-excision repair; DNA replication; double-strand break repair via homologous recombination. Lineage: Eukaryota; Metazoa; Chordata; Actinopteri; Scatophagidae. The transcript is spliced from 17 exons.